Messenger RNA from Adineta steineri, 1752 nucleotides. NCBI's taxonomy places the organism in Eukaryota, Metazoa, Rotifera, Eurotatoria, Adinetida, Adinetidae. The record is from the annotation of a GenBank genome assembly.
AUGUUCGCAAAAUCAUCCAAUGCACCAUCUCGUGGUGGUGGCAAGAAAUCAACAGAUGAUAUCAAACGACGUCUUAAAUCAGUGGUUGGCUAUAGUCCAUAUGCAGUUUAUUAUGGUUUCAUACCACUUGUAAUCUAUUUGGGAUUUAAACUUGGACCUGAUCCAGGUACACCGGAAUUUUCAUUACUCAGUUUAUUACCAAUUGUACAAAUUUUACAAAAUAUACCAACAUGUGAAAAUUUACCACCGACAAGUGAUGAAUCAUCAUGUAUUAAUUUCGAUCAAAUUAUAUCAAAUCGUCAAAAUAAUUCAUCAUCAAAUACUCGUACAAUAAUUAAUCGACCACCAUCAUCAUCUUCAUCAUCGACAUCAUUACUUAUAGUUUUAUUAAGCAUUUUAAUUCCUGUUGCACUUAUAUGUUUUCUAAUGUUAUUUUUUUGUUGGUGUUGUCAUCAGAGAAAUAAUAAUAGUCAUUUAUCAUCUUGUUCAUCAACAUCAACACCAAUUAAGAAAACUUCUCAUCUUGUCAAUACAGUUACAUCAUCACCAUUUCGUUCAUCAAUAACAACACAUAAUAUAAAACAAAAUCAACAUCAUAUUAUACCUUCAUCAUCAUCAUCGACAAAUACAAAUUUUACAAAUACAUAUCUUCGACAAACAUUACUUAAAAAUGAAACAAAACGUCCAAUUAUUCAUUUACCUUUACCUGGUCCUUCACUUUCCGAAAUUUCAUUUACAAAUAUUCGAUUUCUUCAAGAAAUUGGCGACGGAGAAUAUGGAAAAAUCUAUAAAGGUGAAUUAAUUGAUAAUGCAAAUAAAUGUCUAAUAAAAACUUUACAAAUCGAUUAUGCAACACAACAAAAUCGUGAAGAAUAUGCACGUGAAAUUGAAAUUUUCCGUCAUAUACGUCAUAUAAAUAUCUCAUGUUUACUUGGUAUAUGUGUUCAACCUCAAAAUGCUCUUUCAUUAAUGAUCUAUGAACGUUUAAAUGAUGGUGAUUUACAUGAAUAUUUAUUACAACGUUCAACAACAUUAUAUCAACAACGUGAUUUAAAUGAUUAUCUUUAUAUAUCAAUACAAAUUUUAUCUGGAAUGAUUUAUUUAACAGAGAAAAAUUUUGUUCACAAUGAUUUAUCAGCUAAAAAUAUUCUUAUUUCCGAACACAUGGAUGUGAAAAUAUCAAAUAUAGCACGUUAUCGUACGAAAUAUGAUUCCGAUUAUUACAAAAUAGCAAAUCGUUCAUUACCUGUUCGAUGGAUGGCAAUUGAAUCAUUAUUAUCAGGUAUAUAUACAGAAAUGUCUGACGUAUGGUCAUUUGGUGUAUUACUUUGGGAAAUGUUUUCAUAUGGUACACAACCAUAUUAUGGACGAACAAAUCCAGAAGUUAUUGAAAUGAUACGUGAUAGAAAAUUAUUAACAUGUCCAAUAAAUUGUCCAAAACGUAUUUAUGCAUUGAUGUGUUCAUGUUGGGAAGAAAUUAGCGAUCAACGACCAACAUUUAUUGAACUUAUGGGAAGAAUAAGACAAUUUGAAGAAAAAACAAUAACAACAUUAUCAUCAACAACAUCAUCAUCAUUGAUUGAUGUUCCACCUGUUAUAAAUCAAGGAGAUAUACAAUCACCAAAAUAUCGAACAUUUAUUUCUCCACCACCAAUAUCAUCAUUUGCUCGUAAUGAGACAAAUUCAAUUAAUGGACGAAUUCCUGUACAAUCGACUCUUGUUGAUAGAGAUAAUAUUCGUUUUGAAGUGUAA